AUGUAUACUGAACUUCCAUUUGAUGAAUUGAAAGUUGAUCCAAACCAAAAGAAACGUAUUGCUUAUUUCUAUGAUGCUGAUAUUGGGAAUUAUGCUUAUGGGGCUGGUCAUCCCAUGAAACCUCAUCGUAUAAGAAUGGCCCAUUCAUUAAUUAUGAAUUAUGGAUUAUAUAAAAAAAUGGAAAUUUAUCGAGCUAAACCAGCAACAAAACAAGAAAUGUGUCAAUUUCAUACUGAUGAAUAUAUUGAUUUUAUUAGUCGAGUUAACCCAGAUAAUUUAGAUUUAUUUACUAAAGAACAAAUUAAAUUUAAUGUUGGUGAUGAUUGUCCCGUUUUUGAUGGAUUAUUUGAGUAUUGUGGUAUUAGUGGUGGUGGAUCAAUGGAAGGUGCCGCCAGAUUGAAUCGUGGUAAAUGUGAUAUUGCCAUCAAUUACGCUGGUGGGUUACAUCAUGCGAAAAAAUCUGAAGCUAGUGGAUUUUGUUAUUUGAAUGAUAUUGUGUUGGGGAUCAUUGAAUUAUUACGUUACCAUCCCAGAGUUUUAUAUAUUGAUAUUGAUGUUCAUCAUGGUGAUGGUGUUGAAGAAGCAUUUUAUACUACUGAUAGAGUAAUGACUUGUUCUUUUCAUAAAUAUGGUGAGUUUUUCCCUGGCACAGGUGAAUUAAGAGAUAUUGGGGUUGGAAAGGGGAAAUACCAUUCGGUUAACGUUCCAUUACGUGAUGGGAUUGAUGAUGCUACUUAUAAAUCAGUGUUUGAACCAGUAAUAUCGAAAAUCAUUGAAUGGUAUCAACCUUCAGCCAUUGUUUUACAAUGUGGAGGUGAUUCCUUGAGUGGUGAUAGAUUAGGUUGUUUUAAUUUAUCAAUGAAUGGUCAUGCUAAUUGUAUCAAUUAUGUUAAAUCAUUUAAUAUUCCAAUGAUGGUAGUUGGUGGAGGUGGUUAUACUAUGAGAAAUGUGGCUCGUACUUGGGCGUAUGAACUGGGAUUAUUAAAUAAUGUCAAAUUACCCGAUGAAUUGCCUUAUAAUGAAUAUUAUGAAUAUUAUGGUCCUGAUUAUAAAUUGGAUGUUCGAUCUUCUAAUAUGUUUAAUCAGAAUUCUCCAGAAUUUUUAGAUAAAAUUUUGACUAAUAUUAUUGCCAAUUUGGAAAAUACAAAGCAUGCACCUUCAGUACAAAUGAAUGAAGUCCCUAAUGAUCCUGAAGAUUUGGGCGAUGUUGAAGAAGAUACCGCUAUGGCAAUUGACACAAAGGGAGGCUCCGAAAUGAGUCGAGAUGCUCAAAUACAACCAGAUAAUGAGUUUUAUGAAGAUGAUGAAAAAGAUAAGGGCGAGAAAGCUAUAAUUGAUAAUAAACAUGAAGAUCAAGACUCUAUGCAAGUUGAUAAAAGUGAAGAACCUGUGGUUGAACAAAAAGAUAAACCACAAGACGAGAAUAACGUUACCGGUGAUAAUAUAGAAGAAGAUCAACCGCAAGAAGUGAACCCAAUUGAAGAGCAACCUUCAGUGGAAAAACUGGUAGUGGUGGUGGAAGACAAACUAGAAGAAGUGAAACCUGUUGAACAGAAAGUAGAGGAACCAAAAGAAGUGGUUGAUAAACCAGAAGACAAACAUGAAGAUAAACCAGCAGAAACCCUUACAGAGACCACCACAGAACUGAAACCAGAGGAUCAACCAAUGGAAGAUGCUGCAAAGUUGACUGAAGAAGAAUUGAAAGAAAUUGAAGAACUAAAUAAAAGUUCAUAA
Molecule: messenger RNA, 1734 nt
Organism: Candida albicans SC5314
Lineage: Eukaryota; Fungi; Ascomycota; Pichiomycetes; Serinales; Debaryomycetaceae
Gene: RPD31
Product: histone deacetylase
Exons: 1
Coding region: 1-1734 (577 amino acids)
Molecular function (GO): histone deacetylase activity
Source: RefSeq, a predicted model, not a curated record